CAUAAACUCGAUCGAGGUACCGGCUAUGGCCGAAUUGGAUUCUCCUAUCCCGAGGAAAAGCUUGCUGACCUGCAAUCACACUUAAAAGAAGCAGGUCUGCCCAUAAAACACGAGCUUCUCACUUUGGCCACACCUGGCAAAGCUGAAGUAAAAGCUAUUAUUUUGACGGAUCCGAACGGACAUGAGAUUUGUAUGGUUGGCGAUAAAGGAUUUCAUGAACUCUGCCGAGUUGAUCCGAAGGCCGAUCAAUCACUUCAUGAAGCAAUAUCUAAGGAUGACACUCAGUAA
Messenger RNA from Strongylus vulgaris, 288 nucleotides. The record is from the annotation of a GenBank genome assembly. NCBI's taxonomy places the organism in Eukaryota, Metazoa, Nematoda, Chromadorea, Rhabditida, Strongylidae.